AGCCUGGGUCCCGAGGGCCGAAGAACUACAUUCCCGACGGGCAAAGCGCUUGAGUGCUUCCGGCUCGCGCGUCUCGUCCCUUCUCCCCGGCCGGCGGCCGAGGGGGCACGAUGAAACGGGAAGGUGGCGUUGCCGCUCCCGGGCGGCCACGGGCGGGAGAUGCAGCCCGAAGACCCUAGAUGCCCCUCUAGAGCAUGAGUUUGGGCACGAGCGCCCACCACCACCGCUUCUCCGGGGCUCCUCCCAGCCUCCCCAACCCAGACGCCGCCGCGACCAGAAUGGAGACGACCUUCGGGCCUGCCUUUUCAGCGGUCACUACCAUCACAAAAGCGGACGGGACCAGCACAUACAAACAGCACCGCAGAACGCCCUCUUCCUCCAGCACCCUGGCCUACUCCCCGCGGGAUGAGGAGGACAGCAUGCCUCCCAUCAACACCCCCCGCCGUUCUGACUCGGCCAUCUCCGUCCGCUCUCUGCACUCCGAGUCCAGCAUGUCCCUGCGGUCCACGUUCUCGCUGCCUGAGGAGGAGGAGGAGCUGGAGCCACUGGUGUUUGCUGAGCAGCCCUCGGUGAAGCUGUGCUGUCAGCUCUGCUGUGGGGUGUUCAAGGACCCAGUGAUCACCACCUGUGGGCACACCUUCUGCAGAAGAUGCGCCUUGAAGUCAGAGAAGUGUCCCGUGGACAAUGCCAAGCUGACAGUGGUGGUGAACAACAUCGCGGUCGCAGAGCAGAUCGGAGAGCUCUUCAUCCACUGCAGGCACGGCUGCCGUGCGGUGGGUGCGGGGAAGCCCACCGCCUUCGAGGUGGACCCCCGGGGCUGCCCCUUCACAAUCAAGCUCAGUGCCCGGAAGGACCACGAGGGCGGCUGUGACUACAGGCCCGUGCGCUGCCCCAACAACCCCAGCUGCCCCCCGCUGCUGAAGAUGGACCUGGAGGCGCACCUCAAGGAGUGCGAGCAUAUCAAGUGUCCCCACUCCAAGUACGGGUGCACGUUCAUCGGGAACCAGGACACCUACGAGGCGCACCUGGAGGCCUGCCGUUUCGAGGGACUGAAGGAGUUCCUGCAGCAGACCGACGACCGCUUCCACGAGAUGCAUGUGGCGCUGGCGCAGAAGGACCAGGAGAUUGCCUUCCUGCGCUCCAUGCUGGGCAAGCUGUCGGAGAAGAUCGACCAGCUGGAGAAGAGCCUGGAGCUCAAGUUUGACGUCCUAGAUGAAAACCAGAGCAAACUCAGCGAGGACCUCAUGGAGUUCCGGAGGGAUGCGUCCAUGCUGAACGUGAGUGGUGGGCACAUGGGUGCAGCGGGAGGGCAGGCCAUGGGCAUGGGACUACCAGCAGGGCGGCCUCUGCCAGCCUCAGCCCCCACUUGUCAGGAUUACUGCCGUUGUCUUCCAGCCUACGACCCCCAGCAGAUCUUCAAGUGCAAAGGGACCUUUGUUGGCCACCAGGGGCCCGUCUGGUGUCUCUGUGUCUACUCCAUGGGUGACCUGCUCUUCAGUGGCUCCUCUGACAAGACCAUCAAGGUGUGGGACACAUGCACCACCUACAAAUGCCAGAAGACGCUGGAGGGCCACGACGGCAUCGUGCUGGCGCUCUGUAUUCAGGGGUGCAAACUCUACAGUGGCUCCGCAGACUGCACCAUCAUCGUGUGGGACAUCCAGACCCUGCAGAAGGUGAACACCAUCCGGGCCCACGACAACCCCGUGUGCACGCUGGUCUCCUCCCACAAUGUGCUCUUCAGCGGCUCCCUCAAGGCCAUCAAGGUCUGGGACAUCGUGGGCACUGAGCUGAAGCUGAAGAAGGAGCUCACGGGCCUCAACCACUGGGUGCGGGCCCUGGUGGCUGCCCAGAGCUACCUGUACAGCGGGUCCUAUCAGACAAUCAAGAUCUGGGACAUUCGGACCCUCGACUGCAUCCACGUCCUGCAGACGUCUGGGGGCAGUGUCUACUCCAUCGCCGUGACCAAUCACCACAUCGUCUGUGGCACCUACGAGAACCUCAUCCACGUGUGGGACAUCGAGUCCAAGGAGCAGGUGCGGACCCUAACAGGCCACGUGGGCACCGUGUACGCCCUGGCAGUCAUCUCGACGCCCGACCAGACCAAAGUGUUCAGUGCCUCCUACGACCGGUCCCUCAGGGUCUGGAGCAUGGACAACAUGAUCUGCACGCAGACCCUGCUGCGCCACCAGGGCAGCGUGACCGCGCUAGCCGUGUCUCGGGGCCGGCUCUUCUCAGGGGCUGUGGACAGCACCGUGAAGGUUUGGACAUGCUGACAGAGCUCAGGCCAGACCAGCUCCCCCUGGGCCUGUCCAGGCCAGGAUGGCCACAUGGGGUGGCCUCAGGAUGCUGCCUGCGUGUGCGAACAGGAUAACAGGCUCUGUCUACGUGGCCCUGUCCCUGUUGCUGCCAGGACAAUGUCCAGGCUCCCCACUCUGGGUGCCAGGUACGAUGCUCACCCGGCCCACCCUCUGUCCCCACCCUAGAUGGACUUUGGGCCUUUUUACUCACUUUUUCUACUGUUUUUAGACUGUACAUAGAUUUGAUUACUUCCCGAUUGAAAUAAAAUCUGCAGACUGGCUGUGAGCAGGGACAGGUCCUCGGGCAAGGGGUGUGCACAGGCCCCAGCAGUGAAUGUGGGCAAAGGUGGGCGCCCCAGGACCGCAGCCCUCAGCAGUCUCCCCCUGCCAGGAGGCUCGUGGCUUCCAAUCCUGCUCCAACACUCUCCCCAAUACCCUUCCCCCCAAAUAAGUGAGCCGGGCAGCUCCGUUCUCUGCUGUUUAUUGACAGCGGACAGUACCCCCUGCCCAGCCCCGCCUCCCCCCCUCCGGGAGCCCCCACCUGGGCUGCGUACCAGGAGAGGCCAGGUAGAUAGCUGGACAUACCCACCGGGAUGGGGUGCAGUGACAACUAGAAGGGGCCCCACACAUCAGAUGCCACUGUGACUGCCCCCCCCACUCGGCACCACAAUCGCUGGUUUUCGUCAUUUUUAAAAUUUUUUGUAAGAAAUGUCAAAGUUGUGCCCAACACUUGUGGAUCAGCAAACACGACAGAGACCAGUCAUUACUUGGGGACAAGGGUAAGGGAAGAGAGGGCAAGGACCACAUGACAGCCCAGACCAUGAGCAGGGGGAUCCGUGGGGACUCGGGUGGGGCAGGUGGGCUAAGGGCCAGGGGCCUGCAGAGGGGCGGCACACCCUUGCAUGUGAGCACAUGCAACCCAGCAUGCACGCCUUGCAGCCACACUGCGGUGUCAACACGCUCACGCCCAUGCUGCGCACGGUGCACCCUCAGGCCAGCACCCGGGGACGCCGCAGGAGGAAGGAGCCCCUCCUCGGGUCCCCACAGCGUGGGAGCAGGCAAGGCACAUCCUUUGAGUUCUUCCGACAGAGAAGUUGCUAGGGAGGAGAGCAGAGGAGAGGCCCUGGGCAUAGCACCCACACCCUCCCACACCCAAGCCUCCAAUUUGUGCUAGUGGUCCAGGGGCCUAGCCACUCCUGGACAGAGGGAAGGACAGACAGAUAGCCUGGGCCUCUAACAACUUUUGUCUCAAGCUAGACUCCAGUGUCCUUUCAGUUGGUAAAUGGUUUUCUAUAGAAUCAAUAAUAUUUCUUUAAAUAUAUAUUUGUUAAAGUUA
Molecule: messenger RNA, 3633 nt
Organism: Tupaia belangeri chinensis (Chinese tree shrew)
Lineage: Eukaryota; Metazoa; Chordata; Mammalia; Scandentia; Tupaiidae
Gene: TRAF7
Product: TNF receptor associated factor 7
Exons: 20
Coding region: 195-2273 (692 amino acids)
Biological process (GO): Notch signaling pathway; ribosomal large subunit assembly
Cellular component (GO): nucleolus
Molecular function (GO): protein binding; zinc ion binding
Source: RefSeq, a predicted model, not a curated record